GGAGACCUUGGUCUGUCCGCGUCGUACGUGAAGAGGCUCGAGGACCAGGUAAGUGCCUACUCUCGCCCGUCUGUCUCGCCGGCCUCGGACCCCUCUCUGCACGCGAAGACUGGAAUAUCUCCUCACCCGACCACCUCUCCCGCUGCAUCCACGCUUGGAGGCCCUGUGAGUCACCAUGCAUUCAUCCAGCCCUCGCACCCCCUCGCGCCUCGCACCCAUCCUCCCCGGCACCCUCCGUGCCUCCGCGAAGCUCAUCGCGAGCUCAUCGAGCACCGCGCUGACGCCCUUUACAGGUCACCGACGCCCCCCGCCGCCCGCCCGAGCCUUACCUUCUCUCCCAGAGGAGCCCCUCACUCGACCAGCGUCGUGGUCGGACGAAUUUGAGCAGAUCUCGUACGACGAAUUCCGCCGUACCCUUCUCCUCGCCGAUCCGUCCUACGCAUUCUCCACCACCGACUACCAAGCUCAGUCUUCUAUCCUCUCUCGGUCCCGAGACAGGCUUAGAAAACUUUCGAGACUAUCGCUCAAGCGGCCCCGGAGACCGUCUAGCCCUUCGCCAGCGUCCAGUCCAAGUCAAUCUCACCACUCACUCCAGGCAGAGCGCCCCGCGUUUGUGUCGGCAUCACCGCCGCCUUCAGUCUCUCCGACAUCCCGUGCGAGGUCAUCCACUGACACCGCGCCGGUAGAGGAUACUUCAUCCGCCUUCUACGACGAAGACCCCUUCCGCAAGGUCGAGUCCCCUUCUGAGUCAGAAUUCCCUGAACUACGCUCCUCGUUGCAAGCAGUCAUCGAGUGCUCCGAACCCAGUUACCCCAGUUACCAUUCGCAACGUGACGCACGUUCCUCUUCUUCCACCACCCUUGUCUCCGACCAGACCAGCAUCCGUUCGAUUAGGCCUCUAAAGCGUCUAAAGAGUCUUUCGAAGCUCAGCUUAUUCGGCUCCCGAAAGUCUACAACUAGCGAACAAGAGCCUGCCCUUCCCGAGCCCCUACCAUCUCGUCCUGUCGUCGCCGAAGUAGUCACAGACUAUAUUCCGGAGCUCUCAUUUGAGCACUUCGACUGUGAACCCAUCUUUGAGGAAGACGAGGAGGAAUCACCAGCUCCGCCUGCUGUACCGCCCAAGGAGCCUCAAUCUCCUCUUCAGACUGUUCAGCAAUUGGAUCCUGCUCUCUCCAAGUACAUCUCCCACCUUCAGGUAUAUCGCUACGAGCGCGUCGAUCCUCGAGAUCUAACUGCGUCUUCGCGAACCUCGACUAUCAUCGGUUAUUCACCGGCCGCAUCACCUCUACCUCCUCCAUCGCCUUCCUGGCUCUCGCGUAACGUCAAGGACCUCGAGUUCUACUCGGACAGAGAAACUUCGUUACAAGCACCUCGAUCACCUGACCCUAUCCCCAUCCCACCCCCGUCACCUCGCCCGCUGCCCAUCCUUCCGCGAUCAUUCCUUCCCAUUCGCUCUAGGACUAGCCUUGCUGAGUCUCAGAAAGCCCGCGUUCCACUUCGUCCUCCGUCACGCUCUUCGUCGCUUCGAACGCUGCAUCGCCAGUCCGAUCAUCCUUCUACCCCCGUUCGCGUCCUCCAUCGGCCGUCACCAAUCGUCUCUCUGUGAUCUACAACCGCCAAUCCCUCACCGACACCGGAAAUUCGCGCUUCCUUCUCACAUAUAGCUCCCUUGGCCCCGGUACCGCACAUUCGCAGGUGAGCUGUUCUUAGCUCACGACACGCGUGUGAUAAUACUGAGC
Messenger RNA from Rhodofomes roseus, 1739 nucleotides. RefSeq lists its product as uncharacterized. The record is from RefSeq and is a predicted model, not a curated record. Lineage: Eukaryota; Fungi; Basidiomycota; Agaricomycetes; Polyporales; Fomitopsidaceae. The coding region runs from base 176 to 1606 and encodes 476 amino acids. The transcript is spliced from 4 exons.